This is a messenger RNA of Coniophora puteana RWD-64-598 SS2, 6695 nucleotides long. RefSeq lists its product as uncharacterized. Gene Ontology annotation, molecular function: ATP-dependent chromatin remodeler activity; methyltransferase activity; ATP binding. The record is from RefSeq and is a predicted model, not a curated record. The transcript has 10 exons. Bases 13 to 6597 code for a protein of 2194 amino acids. Lineage: Eukaryota; Fungi; Basidiomycota; Agaricomycetes; Boletales; Coniophoraceae.
CACGACAUCGCCAUGGCCAAAGCUAAAGCCUCAGCAAAGGCCGGCCAGAAAACCCUCGGCUCCUUCUUUGGAGGUGGGAAGCCUCCCAAGGACACGAAGAACGUGGAUGAAGAGCCCUCUGAUGAAGAAAUGGACGCUCCGAUCCAAGCCUCGAAAACCGAUGGCAAAGUCGACUCAUCCGACCUUCCGCCCAUGCAUGACAUCCCCGCCAUAUUUUCGGACCUCAUCUCGAGAAUACCAGAGAUCAAGCAGGUCGCUGAGCGUGUCGAAGGGAGAAAACUUCGCGUCGCGACCAUGUGUUCCGGUACCGAGUCACCUCUCCUUGCUCUCGACCUCAUAUGCCAGAACAUACGGGAGCAGUUUGGGAUUUCGCUUGAAGUUGAUCACGUCUUCUCCUGCGAGAUAGAACCUUUCAAACAAGCGUACAUUGAGCGAAAUUUCCAACCACCACUUCUCUUCCGCGACGUGUGCGAGCUAGGCGACGACGAAGCUACCACUGCGUACGGUGCUCUUGCACCUGUACCAGGUGAUGUCGACCUACUUGUCGCUGGUACCUCUUGCGUCGAUUACUCCAACCUCAACAACGAGAAGCAGGAUAUCGACGGCAAUGGCGAGUCUGGUCGGACUUUUAGAGGGAUGAUGUCCUGGGUGACGAACCAUCGUCCACCUCUUGUAAUACUGGAGAACGUCUGUUCGGCGCCCUGGGAGCGAGUCGUUCAGUACUUCGAGAAGAAAGGCUACUCGGCUACUUUCUCCCGCGUUGACACCAAACAUUACUAUAUUCCCCACACCCGAACUCGCGUUUAUCUGCUCGCAGUCGACUCAAGUAACGAGAAUCUCCCUCAGAAGUGGAAGGACUAUGUCACGGCGAAACUCAAGCGACACGCGUCGUCUACACUAGACGCUUUCCUGCUGCCUUCGGACGACCCUCGAAUUCAUCAAGCUCGGCAGAAGUUGGUCAAAGAGAGUUUCAAUGGUGCUGAGAGACGUACCGGGAGAACGGAUUGGGGUCGCUGUGAGUCAAGACAUCAGCGUGCCCGCUUGGAGGAGCUAUUAGGGCCUAAGCGUCCGCUCACCAACUGGGACGAGGGUGGUUCGUGUAAACUACCGGACUUUGCUUGGGGAGAUUGGGGCACUGGUCAGGUUGAGCGUGUAUGGGACUUGAUGGACAUCACGCUCUUGCGGUCCGCGCAAAAGGGGAUAGAUCCUUCUUACAAGACGUUGGUUUGGAACCUCUCGCAGAACGUCGAUCGUACGAUUGGUGCUGGCAAGACAGGCAUCUGUCCUUGUCUUACGCCUUCCAUGAUUCCUUACAUCACGAACCGUGGAGGACCCAUGGUGGGCUUGGAGGCUCUGUCUAUGCAAGGUUUGCCCAUCGACAAGCUCUUGUUAACGAGGGAAAGUGAAGACCAGCUUGCCGACCUCGCGGGCAAUGCCAUGUCUUCAACGGUUGUCGGCGCCUGCAUUCUUGCAGCCCUCGUUGUUGGGAAGAAUCUCCUCAAGACUGGAGACGACAGGCAGACGUACGAGAACAAGAAGAUGGAUAUUGAUGAUGAAGAGAACGCUCACUCAAUGGAUGUUGACGAGGAGCGAUCUCGUUCGCUAGCGGCUAACAUCAAUGGGGCCGAAGAUUUGACUGAGAAACCGCUGGACCUCUCCGCAACUGCCACUCUUUCGCUUGCGCAGCUGCUGGAGGAGGCAAGGAGCAGUGUCCGAUUGUGUCAGUGCGAGGGCCGCAAGGACAUCACGACUCGAGAGCUCAUGCUCUGCCAGGACUGUGGUUCCUCGUCGUGCACGAAAUGUGGUGGUCGUCCUGAGCACAACUUCCAGCCUUUAGACACUUCCGCAAACCCUCGGACGCCUCCUUCGAUCUUCGGUCGCAAGCUCAAGUCCUCGCUACCCAUGACGCUCUCGCUAUCCGGGUUCACUGAAGAGGCUCUUGAACAGGCCAAGCAAAAGGCUGACGCUUCUAUUCCCUCCAAGCGAUGGUCGAGCUGGCUUUCAGCGGUGCUGCGUUGCGCUGAGACCGAGCUUAGGUUCGUUGAGGCAAAGCGUCAGGAGAUAUGGAGUGUCAUCUACGAGUCACCCACCGCCUUCCUUGAACUCCAGCUCCACCCCCAGCAGACCGAAUGGCGUCUCUAUGCAAAGCCCGAACAGAGUCUUCCUGCGAAUUCGGAGCUUCGCAAGCUACUCCAAAUGCCUGUCGGACGGCUCACCUGCGACGAGGCGUUUCUCAAGGGUAAGUGGGAGUUUGCUCUCCCACACACCAGCGUGGUUCCCGUCACCAUCAAAGGCGUUGGUGAGCUGGUCGAUUCAUGGGAGGCUCGUCUCGGUCUUUUGGGUGACUUCAAGGACAAGAAGGUUUACUCUCAGGUUGAGAUUACUGCACCUUCGGAGGAAGUAUCGAAGUUCGACCGCGAUAUUUCAGGGAUCUUUACGCUCUUAGACAAGUGCGGUACUGCGAACGGUGCGCUCCACAAGAAAGCUGUCGUACCUAAAGACGGAAACUUGCCCCCGUUGUUCAUGCUGCUCGACCCUACUCGCACCGGCAACGCUGAUGGAGACUCGUUUGUGUUUUCCAUCAGUACAAGGAGAUACGAAUAUGGCGAAUACCGUCCUGUCAUCGCGAAGCUGGACCCAUCGUGGCGUCAGUCAGACACCGAAGAGACACAAGCGGUCGACUGUCACAUACCUAUUUUGUGGACUAUAUCUGAGAAUAUCCUGUUGAAACCGUCGAGCCCGCCUGAAGCAACGUUCUCAGUGCCGAGAGACACUUUGGACGUCAACGCGUCGACAGAAGCGUGCGAGAGUGCGCACGCGCUUCUUUCUUGUCGGCUUCCAUUCCAGUCACCACCAGGCGAGGAAUGGCCCCGUGGCGAAUGGCGAGAGGUCGACAAAGUCCACGAACGCGGUACCUUCAAGGCUCUUGCCUGGCUUUUGGAGCGCACCCGCGAUGUACAGGAUCAGUUCACCGACUGGCAGCAUGCGGAAGUGCCUCAUGACCUAGAGAACUGCCCUCGCUGUGCGCCGCAGUCUCCGACUGUUAAGUGGAAGAUCAAGGGCAAGAAAGUCUCCGCUAUCGAAGACUCGAGGGAAGCCGGCAGAUAUGAGCGCGAUCUCAAGCGCCGUCCGAGCCCCUUUGUAACCCGCCUGAAGUUUGAGAACGAUAUCGGGACGGUGCAAGUUGGUCUCAACAUCCCAUCUCUCCUUCAUCGAGCCCUGUCGCGACUGCCCCAGGAGAAUCGGACAGAGAAGCCGCUGCUCACCUGGCGCCUUGAUACCGACUUCGCUCCUGCGGUGAAGAUCAGCUUGCCCGUCUUCAACCUUCUUAGCAACAAGAAGGAUACGGAACACAAGCAACCGCCGAAUUUCAAGACGCCUCUUCGCCCCGAGCAACUUCGCUCUCUAGAAUGGAUGCUCCGGCAAGAGGCGGCGGACGUUGAGCCUUUCAUCGAGGAGGAGAUCUCUGAGGCCAUUUUGGAGCCUCUCGGAUGGAGAGCCGAAGGCCGUGCUCAACGCCCUGUCCGCAUCCGCGGAGGCGUCCUGGCAGACCAAGUCGGAUAUGGGAAGACGGCUAUCACCCUCGGCCUCAUCGAUUGUGCAUCCAAGAGCGUCAGAGAAGAAUUCGAGGCGCGUGACGAGAUGAAGGGCAAGGUGCCCGUUAAGGCGACGCUUGUCAUUGUCCCACCACACUUGACGAGACAGUGGCAGUCCGAGACACAGAAGUUCGCUCCGAAGAGGUUUAGGAAGACGGUUGUGAUCUCCACUGCUGCGCAGAUCAACUCCAUGACGGUCAAGGAGGUCCAAGAAGCCGACCUUGUUAUCGUCGCUUCCAACCUCUUCAAGAGCGAUGUCUAUCUUGCGAACCUUGAGGCUUUUGCUGCGGGUGGUUCUCUUCCCUCUCAAGACGGUCGUUAUUUCGAGGCACGCUUGGACUUGAGCUUGCAGUCGUUGAAGCAGCAAGUCGACUUGCUCCAGGAUGAAGGAGGUGCAGCUGUCAUGAAGGCGAUCAAGGAGGCUCGACGAGCUGAACAAGAACUUGAGGCCCAGAUUUUCCUCGCGCCGAAGCGUCUCAAGGGCAAAACUUAUCGUGAUGCCGCAACCGAGGCGGAGAAGAAGAACGUAGUACCCAAGGACGAGAAGAAGGUUGCUACUCAAAAGGCCGCUGCGGACACGGAGGAUGAAGACCAAGGCGAGCAGACGCGCUAUCCCGCCAAGAGGACGCCGUCUGGUAUGAUGCCAGAGGUUUUCAUAUCGAAGCGUACCUCGAGUUCUAAAGUCUCUUCAUCAGCGGGUGCUGGUCGCAAGAACAGUGCCGGCGGUAACAAGCGAGCACGUCGCGCGAGCACAAAAGUCAAGCCCAUCAUCAUUUCUGAUGACGAAGACGAGGCCGCGGGUCAGUCUAGUGAUUUCGAGAUGGACAGCGAGGACGACAUCAAGCCGAAGAAGGGCAGCCGGCCGAGCUCUCGAGGCAAAACGACAGCACCUCCCACUUCUGAGUCGGACUUCGAGGUCUCUUCAGAAGAGGACGACAGCGAUGGCGAGGACGACUUCGUGGUGUCGUCGGACGACGGGGACGACAGCAGUAAGAAGAAGCUGAAGAAGCCUGCCGCGAAGCCCCAGCGCAAGGCCCCAGUCAAGAAGGGCAAGGGCAAGGUCAAGGUCAAAGCUUCGCAAUCGAGCGAUGACGAGCGGGAGUCCUCAGACGCGAUGGACGUCGACGACGGUGCCGUAUCCUCUCCUUCCUCGUCGGGCGCGCCGUCCAAGAAGCGCAAGGCGACCAAGGCGAAGGAGGCACCAGCCAAGAAACGCAAGCUCCGUGAAGACACCGACCCGUGGCACCUCGAGUCUGCUGCCGUCAAGAAGGACUGGACGCAGACGCGCUCGCCGCCACUGGAAGUCUUCCACUUUGCCCGUGUCGUGGUUGACGAGUACACGUAUCUGGAGGGCAAGGUCCACAGUAUGGCGACUCGGUUGACUGCAGAUCGUCGUUGGGUGCUCUCCGGCACGCCGCCCAUCCAUGACUUCGGCUCAGUGAAGACGAUUGCUGCGCAUCUCAAUCUUCACCUCGGUAUUGAUGACGACGAUGAGGGACAGUCGGCUCUGAUAAAGAAGCGGAAGAGGGAACAAACUGAUAGUGAACGUUUCCACUCGUUCCGUGAGGUCCAUAGUCAAGAGUGGCAUGCACACCGGCACCAGCUGGGUCAGACCUUUUUGAACUCUUUCGUUCGUCAGAACAUUGCCGAAAUCGACGAAAUUCCCUGCUCAGACGAGAUCCGCAAGGUCGUCCUUCCAGCUGCUGAACGUGCCAUUUACCUCGAGCUCGAGCAUCAUCUUCGUGCGCUCGACAUGACCAUCAAGCGCGGUCGCAAAACUGAGAGCGAUCGAGAGAAGCGGCUUGCAACGGCCCUGGGCGAGAGCAAGUCUGCAGAAGAGGCGCUGCUCAAGCGGUGCUCCCACUUCGACCUCGACACCAGCGACAAGGAGAAUGCUAUGAAAGCUUGUGAGGUCAUCGUCGCCGAGCGUACGAAGCAGAUGGAGGACUGUAAAGCGGAGCUGGAGAAAGCCCUCGUCAAAGCAGUCGCCCAGGAGAAGAAGAUCGGCAAGGUCCCCGACGAGUCGAUGUUCCAGGAGUACUCUCGUGUGUGCCGAGUCGAAGGCGUCGGAGACCAGGAGGCUGCGGAGACUGUCAAGGAGCUCCUUGACGAAGCCAACGUCCCGGUCACCUCGGCUCCCAAGAACAAGAAGAGGGACGAGAUCAAGCUCUCGGAGAAGAUGAAGGAAGCGAUCUGGGAGCACCGUGAGCAUACGCACGAGAUCCGCAGGCUGACCAAGGAGCUCGUCGGCCGUGUACGCUCGCUGCGGUACUUCACCGUCGUCCGUGAUCUCCAGAAGCAGCGCGACGUCCCGCCUGUUGUCGACUGCCCCUCUUGCGGUCGCAAGGAGCUGCCCAUGGACGAGGUCGCCGUUUUGUCUUCGUGUGGACACACCGGUUGCAUUACCUGCGUCAGAAAGUGCGCCGACAUGGAGGAAUGCGUUUAUGCCGCGUCGGGCAUCUGCAAGGCUGCAGCUCGGUCCCUCAAUAUUGUCAAAGGCGACACGCUCGGUGUCGACGAUGUGGAGCGGGACGGGCGCGGAAAGCACUUCGGUAUGAAGCUGGAGAAGGUCAUCCAACUGAUCAAACACGAAAUUCCUUCAGAUUCUCGCGUGCUUUUCUUCGUUCAGUUCCCGGACUUGAUGAAGAAAGUGGCUGAGGCACUGAAGGAAAACGGCGUUAGCUUCCUGGAGAUCCGAGGUUCUGCAUCGCAGCGCAGCAAGAGUCUUGAACAGUUCCAGAAUGACAGCAAAGAGCGUAUCCUGCUCUUGACCGUCACCGACGAGAGUGCCAGCGGCGCCAACUUGACUUCCGCCAACCACGCCAUCUUCCUUUCUCCCCUACUCACGGACACACAACAAGACUACGAUGCUUAUGAAACGCAGGCUAUCGGCCGUCUGAGACGGUAUGGACAGCUCAAACACGUUACUAUCUGGAGGUUCUUCACUACGGAUACCAUCGAUGAGGAGAUUUAUUUCCAAAGGACUGGGGAAAAGAUUUAGUAUCAUUCAUUAUGCUAUCUGCGCACGCUGCUUGCUUUCUGUAUGUUAUGCCUAAUCUAAUAUGUAGCCAAUCAGCUUUGUAUCAGCAUAUACCUGCU